Messenger RNA from Macadamia integrifolia, 663 nucleotides. RefSeq lists its product as uncharacterized. NCBI's taxonomy places the organism in Eukaryota, Viridiplantae, Streptophyta, Magnoliopsida, Proteales, Proteaceae. Gene Ontology annotation, biological process: rRNA base methylation. Bases 1 to 663 code for a protein of 220 amino acids. Gene Ontology annotation, cellular component: cytoplasm. The transcript has 3 exons. Gene Ontology annotation, molecular function: rRNA (uridine-N3-)-methyltransferase activity. The record is from RefSeq and is a predicted model, not a curated record.
AUGGAUUGGUAUUCUCAUCUUUGGAAGAGAAGAAUCGAUGAUGAUGAUGACCAAGUUGAGGAAUUCAUCAGAAGCUGGUGUGUUAGUGAAGAUUGCAAUGGGGGGAGAUGGAUUAAACACUACUUCAGCUUUCAUAGGAUACUCCUAGUGGGAAAAGGAAACCUCUCCUUCUCUGCUUGCUUAGCCAAAGCUUUUGGCCUUGCUACUAGCAUGGUUGUUACUUCUAUCGACUCUCUGGGCUUUUUGUCAGAGAACUACAAGGAUGCCCACUCAAACGUUGUUCAGUUAGUGAGGAGAGGCUGCAAUGUAUUCCAUGGGGUCUAUGCAAUGACAAUGGCUGACCAUUAUGCCCUCAUAGGGAUGAGAUUCGAUAGGAUAAUCUUCAAUUUCCCUCUCACAGGCUUUGACAAAACCUUAUCUCGAUCAGAACAGAUCAAGAGGAACCAAACUCUGUUAUCAAAAGUUUUCGCAAAUGCACUGGCAAUGCUAUCUUACGUUGGAGUAGUUCAUAUGGUUCACAAGACAAAUGGGUUCUUUCAGGAAUGGGAGAUUGAGAAGUUGGAUUUAAAAUGGGGUCUUCAUUUGAUAGAAGAGUCUGAAUUCAGCUUGAAGGAUUACCCAGGUUACAGAAACAAGUAUGGUAUGGGGAGACAAGGACUUUGA